Messenger RNA from Blepharisma stoltei, 930 nucleotides. The record is from the annotation of a GenBank genome assembly. NCBI's taxonomy places the organism in Eukaryota, Ciliophora, Heterotrichea, Heterotrichida, Blepharismidae.
AUGGAAGAAUUUCUUGAACACUUUAAGUGCUUUAUUUGUAGAGAAAUUUGUAAGAAUGCAGUGGAGUCUAUUUGCUGCUAUGAAAUUUUUUGCAGGAAAUGUGUAGAUAAGCUGACAGACUGUCCAAAAUGCAGAUCUCCGCAACCAAAUUUUAGGCCAUCAGUUGUAUUAAGACGUUUAAUCGGAGUUUUUUAUACUUCGUCAGGCAUUUUUCUUAAAGUGUUAUAUUUGCAUGCCAAAUAUGGUGACUAAAGCUCUGCCUUUUUUGCAGUUUUGUCAUGUAAAACUGUUUUUAAUAUCUUAACAUUGGAAAAAAAUUAUUAAUGGCCUCUACCUUGCGAUUGCAGCUUUUGCGAAUUUCAUACAUCAUAUAAAGAAUUGGAAAACCACUUGAAAGAAUGCAUAAAGGCUCCAGCACCUUGCAACUACUGUGAUAAUCAAAUCCCGAGAGAAGCUUUAAUAGAGCAUUAUGCAAGUUCACACCCAGAUCAGCUGAUUGAAGAAUUUGAUGAAAACUCUGUAAAAAAGAUUCAGAUAGAUGAGAAAAGAAUUGAAGAUAAAGUCAAUACAUAUGGAAGAUUAGCAAAAAUAGGAAGAUCUGGGAAGUUUUACUGUGGUGGACAAUUAGAGGGGAAGUGUGCUUGCUGUAAAGGAAUUUGCGGUCCUAUGACUGGUUGUAAUUGUGUGGCAUGUAUGCAAUUGGAUAUUGCAGCCAGGAGGUUGCCGAAAGGAUUUUUGGUUAAUUCAAAUGGGAUGAAUGCGAAAGUGCUCAAUAACGGCCGAAUAUAUUGUGGCACUAUGUUUUCGGCUAGAGUACCGUUUUCUGAUGGAUACUGCGGCCCUUCAAAUGGGCCCAAUUGUAAAUGAUGCAAAGCUCUUGAGGCCAUAAAGAAUGAAAGAUAUAGGUUGAUUACUGCACAGUGGGAUUAG